Messenger RNA from Huiozyma naganishii CBS 8797, 1332 nucleotides. It is a transcript of the gene NEM1, whose product is annotated as Nem1-Spo7 phosphatase catalytic subunit NEM1. Lineage: Eukaryota; Fungi; Ascomycota; Saccharomycetes; Saccharomycetales; Saccharomycetaceae. The record is from RefSeq and is a predicted model, not a curated record. Gene Ontology annotation, molecular function: protein serine/threonine phosphatase activity. The transcript has a single exon. The coding region runs from base 1 to 1332 and encodes 443 amino acids.
AUGAAUACAAUAUCAUACAUAACACAGCAUUUAAUAUAUCCUUUAAGACCGAGGGCCAAAUCUUUGCAUAAUGAGGUAAAAAGUGGGGAGGGAAAAGUGGAUGAUGGGGUUGGUGUUACCGAAAACGAUGUGGCCGAUGGCAAGUUGAAGACCACAGCUAAUGUUGAAAAACAGGAAAACAGCACUUUGAAAGAGGAGUUGUUAGAUCGACAAGGAAGCGAUGCUGAGAAAGCAUCGAAGCCUAUCAUUGUGAUCAAUGAUGGUGAUAUUCUAAACGAAAAUAUCCUUCAUCAGAAGGUAUGGAACGUGCUAGUUUUCGUGAUUUUUUUUCUCCCAACGUAUUUGAUCUACAAGCCCUUGUUGCUGCUCUGGUUUCUCGUAACACUACCUUUAGCUUUGGUAGAAAGAGGAAUUAAAUUGAGAAACAGGCCAAAAAUGAAGACUGAAAAGGUCUCCGAGUUAGUGCUAUCCGACCCAUCAAAGUUAGGAUCCAUAAACGAAGAGGUGGAAGAGGACUUGGCGGCAGGGGAUGAGUUCUACUUACAACGAGAUAUAGUUAAGGGAUCACUAUUGAAAGCAACGACAAAUAAACAUCAUACACCACUGAAAUCCAAAAAAAAUAGUGCACAGAACCAACACGGCAAUGAGACCCACCCAAACAGUACCGUGUUCGGUACUAAAAAAAUGGGAAGAUUUCUAUUUCCUAAGAAACUGAUACCAAAAUCGAUAUUGAAUAGAGAAAAAAAGAAGACACUGGUUAUGGACUUGGACGAGACACUAAUACACUCGGUUUCAAGAGGGACUACGCAUCCAAAUUCAUCCCAAGGCCAUAUUGUUGAAGUUAAGUUUUCCAUCAGUGGCGUGUCUACACUUUAUUAUGUCUUCAAAAGACCGUACUGUGAUCUUUUCUUAACCAAAGUAAGCAAAUGGUACGAUAUUGUCAUAUUUACAGCAUCAAUGAAGGAAUAUGCCGAUCCGGUAAUCGAUUGGUUAGAAAGUUCAUUUGCCGGAAAAUUUAGUAGGAGGCUUUACAGGAAUGACUGUAUUUUGAGAGAUGGUGUAGGAUACAUUAAAGAUUUGAAAAUGGUUACUCGAGGGUCAAAUCUUGGAACCUCUCCGGAUAGACUAGAAGAUGUCAUAAUUGUUGAUAACAGCCCUGUUAGUUAUGCACUCAACGUUGAUAAUGCAAUACAAGUAGAGGGUUGGAUUAAUGACCCAACAGAUACAGAUCUGUUGAAUCUCAUUCCACUUUUAGAGGCCUUGGAAAAUACCACCGAUGUCCGAAAUAUACUGUCACUGAAAAAUGGCGAAAAAGCUUUCAACAUAGAUUGA